CCUGUAAAAUAUUCGCACUAUUUACAAUCAACUCCGUUUACCUCCUUCGCGUUGUAAAAAAAAUCGUGCUCCAAAAACGGCGUAAAAAUAACCAAAACUGCCUCGCAAAAUAAAUCACGCUCCAAUUAAAGCGAUUAAUUAAAUCUAAAUAAAUUUGUGCUGUCACUUGAUUAAAAAAAUUAAAAACGGCCAUGCAAGUUCAACGAGGUUACACCAACGUUAAGAAGCACGUGAUUUUAUACGAAUGGCAAAUAAACGAAAUAAGUUCAUACAUCGAAAAGUGUGAUGACAACACCGACCAAAAUAUAUUCCUGCAGUCUCCGAAUUUCGCAGCAGGGAGUAGCCUAGAGAAGAGAUGGAACCUAGAAUUAAAAUCAAGCCCGAAGGACGUUCAGUCAAUGGAUAAAAAAUGGCUGUCGAUAUUUCUGAUGCUUUCUACGGAAUCAAGCGUUGAGGCGAAAACAAAGUACCUGUGUUUUAUUUUAAACCACAAAAAUGAGAGAGUUAAAGUGAAAAAUUUCAGCAAAACAUUCACAGGUGUUGGAGGUUGGGGAAAUCGUAAAUUUCUGGACAAGAAUGAGCUGCUGGAGAGGAAAGAUCAGCUAAUACCCAACAACACACUGACUAUCGGCAUCGAACUCACAGUCUUUGAUAGCUUCACAAACAUCUCCACCAGCUUGGCUGCCUUCACCAGGAACAACGCUCGCUUGGCUGAUGAUUUCAAGAAUCUGUUGGACAGCAAGAUUGGCAGCGACGUGGUUCUGUCAGUGAAGGACCAAAUUUUCAACGCACACAGGCCUAUUUUGAUAGCUAGGAGUCCAGUGUUCUCGACGAUGUUCUCUCUGGAGAUGAAGGAACGGAAAGAAGACAGAGUCAGUAUCAUGGACAUUGAUCCAGAGAUCUUCAAAAGCCUGCUGGAGUUCAUCUACACUGACGACGUCUCCAACCUGGAGGCCAUUGCUGAGGACUUGCUCGAGGUGGCUGACAGGUACAUGGUGGACUCUCUAAAAGCCAGGUGUGCUGAGACUCUUUGUCAGUCGCUCACUGUUGACAAUGCUGUCAAGUUACUCAUGCUUGCUGAGAGGUACAACGUCAAGGAUAUGCUCGAUUUAGUCUCUGAGUUUAUUUUGACCAACGCCAAGAGUGUCAUUGAAACCCCGGAUUACAGCGUCAUGGAGAAGUCGAAUCCUUCCUUAGGGCUGGUUUUAUUCAAAAAAUUUGCUCACUUUAAUUCUGAUCGAGCGACGUGAUUUAUUUUUUUACAAGUUCUAUGGACAAUUAUGAAAUCAUGUGCUAGGAAAAAUAUAACAAUAGUUGUAAAAAUCAUCAUUAACUUUUAAAUAUGAUAAAUUUUAAAUGAUGGCAAAGGUAAUAAAUCCUUUAGGCAAUGACAGAAAUCAGAUAAUUUUGUAUUUUUAUAUGUAUGUAUUUUAUAAGAAGAAAUAACGAUGGUACAUUGACCAUAAAAAAAUAUAAUGUAAAUUAUUAAAGAUAAAAUUUAAUUCUAUUAAUAAUUAAAAG
Cotesia glomerata is the source of this 1521-nucleotide messenger RNA. Its product is annotated as speckle-type POZ protein-like. The record is from RefSeq and is a predicted model, not a curated record. Gene Ontology annotation, biological process: proteasome-mediated ubiquitin-dependent protein catabolic process; regulation of proteolysis. Gene Ontology annotation, molecular function: ubiquitin protein ligase binding. Bases 192 to 1250 code for a protein of 352 amino acids. The transcript is spliced from 2 exons. Gene Ontology annotation, cellular component: cytoplasm. Lineage: Eukaryota; Metazoa; Arthropoda; Insecta; Hymenoptera; Braconidae.